AUGUCUGAAACGCUACGUAAAAGAGGGAGACCGCCUCUGCGUAAGGAUUACAAGGAUCCCAUGAAAAGUCCCAUGGCACAUUCUUCCAUGCAAAUGCAAAAGAUGGGACUUGCGUUCUCGAAGCCGCUUAUGAAGGUGAACGCUGCUGGUUAUUCGUCCCCGUCGCCGCGUAAACGUCAUAGUAAUUCGUGGUCAGAGAGUCCUUUAAUAGGGUCUGCCGGACCUACCAAAAACGGACGCUAUAGAGGAGUCUUGUUGGCUACGCCUGCCAAACGUGCGAGGACAGACAUUUCCUCGUCACCGUUGACUCCCUCCGAUGAAUUGUUUUCGUCUGAAUCCCGGAAACGUGAAUUGAGAAGCUCUCCUAUUGAGUUUGAGACCGAUGAGUCGUCGACGAAAAAAAAGAGCGUCUCCGCCUGGGCCGACCCAACUAGGCCCCUAGAACCCUCUUUUAAAUUUUCGCUCUGUGUGGGGCAAGAUGGUAAAGCCACAAUUGCGACUCCAGCGGGCAUUGAUGGCUCUGCUGACGCAGUACCAGCUGUGAACGAUAAAGAGCCUGUAGGACCGACUGCCUCUUUUGACCGAGGAAAAGUACUGGGACUUUUGAAGAAAAUGAAAAGUACCCGCAGAGACGUCUCGAUAAUAAAUCACACCAGAAACUCUACAGACAGGACUACCCCGUCGAUAAAACCCAGCGAAGUUUUCACGGGAUUCAUUCCGGUAUCGCCGCGACAACACUCAGAUUUGCUGCCCAUGCCCUCUACCCCUCAAGGUAGCUCUGGAUUCCAAUUCAAACUCGGUUUCACUCCCAAUGCUGGCAUUGACGAAGUGUUAGACGGUUGCACCAAAACUGGAGACACGGAAGCUCCCAAAGAAUUUGGCAAAAAUCUUUCUCAGGCGAGUAGCUUCAUAUUCAAACUGAGUUCCGGAGAUCCACUUCUCAUGACGGAUGAACCCAAUGCCGAAUAUUUCUUGGCCCAUCAAAUAAAUGCACCUGCUGAAGGUACACACCAACAAUUGAUGGGCUCCUCACGCAAGCAAUAUAGCCUUUUCAAUUCGCCACCCGCGCCUCCAGGUUUCAACACCAGUUUCUCGAAGCUGGACGGGCUGGGUUACCGUCAAGCUACUGCCACCUACAUGGUUGCAGACUCCAGACCCGUUUCUUCUAGGUUGAGUGUACCAUCAACGCCAAUUGACCAGGCCAACGAUUACGCUCUUUCGAUCCAGUGCACGCCUUUAAUUCAGCAAACCAUGAACGGGUCGCUUAAUCGGCCCAUAUCAGACGCUUUCGAGCAACGCCCUCAGCGUACUACAGAACCACCAAAAGCUUGGGAUCAAGAUGAUGCAAGGGUUGCACUUCGGAAGUUGAUUGGAGGAUCAGAGUGA
This is a messenger RNA of Lachancea mirantina, 1386 nucleotides long. The record is from the annotation of a GenBank genome assembly. NCBI's taxonomy places the organism in Eukaryota, Fungi, Ascomycota, Saccharomycetes, Saccharomycetales, Saccharomycetaceae.